Messenger RNA from Enterobius vermicularis (human pinworm), 373 nucleotides. The record is from the annotation of a GenBank genome assembly. NCBI's taxonomy places the organism in Eukaryota, Metazoa, Nematoda, Chromadorea, Rhabditida, Oxyuridae.
CUUUGAUUGCAGGCGUUUCGCUUGGAUUGCGCGGUCAAUAAAAGAAUGGGGUAAGCCGGUGUUUAAAAUUGGGACCUUUUGGAGCCGAAAAGAUCUUGGUUUGUCAACCGGAAUGAACGGUCUGAGUUUCCGGCUAGUAAGGCGAUGUGGCACCGAAGAACUAAAAGAGCGACUGCAGAUGUCAAAAUUUUUAAUAUGCCAGAUUUCGAAGACUGUUAGUAAUAGAGAAACUUUAUCGAAAGUUGUUGGAGAAACGUUUUGUUCCGGAUUUUUGAAGAAGGAGGCUAUGGAACUUACAUGUGAUUGUAAUCGGGUCUUCUCGGACUCAGAAAGAGAUUUCUGCUGCGAAGCCGCCAAGGCGCAAAGCGCCUGA